AUGGUCCGCUACGCUGCCGCCGCCCUUGCCACCAAUCCCGAAAAAACCGCCCGUGCUCGGGGCGAGUACCUUCGCACGCACUUCAAGAACAUGAGGGAAGUCGCCGCAGCCCUCACAGGCUUGAAGCUUACCAAGGCCUACACCUACCUUUCUGACGUCUCGGACCACAAACAAGUCAUCCCUUUCCGUCGGUUCGCUGGUGGUGUCGGACGGGCCAGCCAAGCCAAGCAAUUUAAGGCAACCCAGGGUCGUUGGCCCGAGAAAUCCGUCAAGUUCAUCACUCGCCUCCUCAAAAACGCAGAGUCGAACGCCGACGCAAAGAGCCUUGAGCUCGAGGACCUUUACAUCAAGAACAUCGGCGUCCAGCAAGCACCCAAAACUCGCCGCCGCACGUACCGUGCACAUGGUCGUAUCAACCCUUACCAGGGCCACCCAUGCCACGUCGAGAUCAUCCUUGGUGUUUCUGGUGAGGAGGUCGAGCGGAGCAAGGACAAGGACGCUGUCGGCGUGUCAUCCUUGUCGUCGUUGAACCGGAGACAGGUUGCCAGAAGGAGAAUCGAGGCUGUACGCGCUUAA
Suillus clintonianus is the source of this 576-nucleotide messenger RNA. RefSeq names its product ribosomal protein L22/L17. The coding region runs from base 1 to 576 and encodes 191 amino acids. Gene Ontology annotation, molecular function: structural constituent of ribosome. The transcript is spliced from 6 exons. Lineage: Eukaryota; Fungi; Basidiomycota; Agaricomycetes; Boletales; Suillaceae. The record is from RefSeq and is a predicted model, not a curated record. Gene Ontology annotation, cellular component: cytosolic large ribosomal subunit; ribosome. Gene Ontology annotation, biological process: cytoplasmic translation.